AUGGGAACCGAAGAUGUCAGACCAAGCAAAUUGCAAGAUCCGGGACCAGAACAGCAUGCGAACGUAGUAGAUCAGUACAGGAAGCCUUUGCCCUACCUACUGGAAGAUUCCAGAGAGGCAAGACAACAAUAUCUACAUGCAGGGGUUCCCCUAUACAGAGCUGCAUUGAGGGGUGACUGGACAGCCGCUCAAACAAUCAUCAUGGAAGACAAGAAAAUAUUACAUGCGGCUAUUACAAUAGCAGGAGAAACUGUUCUUCACGUGGCCGCAGGAGCGAAAGAUGUUCAUUUUGUGAAGCAAUUGUUGGAUUUGAUGGACGAAGCAGAGGUGGAAUUGCAAGAUUGCAAUGGGAACACCGCCUUUUGCUUAGCUGUUGUAUCUGGAAGUUUAGCCUUGAAAAUGCUUGACGACAACAGUGCACUGGCCAUCGCGCGUGACGUAAAUGGUGAGACAGCGCUGCAUGUCUUAGCUCGAAAGCCAUUGGCAUUUUUUAAGCGAAAUACAAGCUUAUGCAAGAGCUACUUUAACAGAAGUUUGACAUCCUCAUACCAUACAAAUUCUGUAGAGAGCGAUGCCCUUAAACUUACGAGAGGCAUAUGGAAAGAAAUUUUGGUUUCUUUACCUGACUUGGAGGUAAAGCAACUUAUUGACAAACCAUCAAGAUUUUUAUUUGAAGCGGCCGAAUUAGGGAACUUUCAAUUUUUGGCGGAGCUUAUUCACUCUUACCCUGAUCUGGUAUGGGAAGUGGAUGAGAAAAACCAAACCAUCUUCCAUGUUGCAGUGUUAAAUCGUCAUGCAAACAUCUUCAAUCUAAUACAUGAGACUGGCUUCGUCAAAGAAGUCAUAUUAACCUACGAAGACGGUGAGAAUAACAAUAUUUUACACCUCGCUGCGACAUUACCGCCUAAACAUAGAUUGAACCCUGAGGUUGGAGGAAUAUUGCAAUUACAACAGGAGUUAUUAUGGUUUGAGGCUGUGAAGAAGAUCAUGCUACCAUCUUACGCAGAAAAGAAAAAUUCUAAUGGCUUAACCCCUCAAGAUUUAUUCACUUUAGAACAUGCCACAAUGCUUAAAGAUGGAGAGAAUUGGAUGAAAAGUACAGCUACAUCAUGCAUGUUGGUUUCCCUGCUUCUUACCACUCUAGUUAUUACAGCGGCCUUCCAUGCUAUAAACAAUAUUAAAGAAAGAACUCCGUUUUCAUCGGACGUUCUCAACGUAUCCGAAUCAGUAGCAUUAGUUUCAUCUUCAGUCUCAACCCUAGUGUUCUUCUCCAUUCUCACAUCAAAUUACGGAAAAAAGGAUUUCCUUUGUUUGCUACCCUUGAAGCUAAUAGUCGGAGUUGCUACACUUUUCGUCUCUAUGUCAAGCAUGAUGGCAGCAUUCAUUGGAAGGUUCUCCGUGUCUCUUCCUCGUGAUGGACUAAAGUGGGUUCCUACUCUGACUUUUAUGGGUAUAUCUAUUCCAGUUGCUUUAGUUAUUCUCGUACAACUGUACCAACUUCUAUGGAAAUUGUGGGAUUCUACAUUUGUCUCCAGACCUUUGUCAGGGAAAGGCAAGAAUCAUGUGCUUCAUAAGUAA
Morus notabilis is the source of this 1578-nucleotide messenger RNA. RefSeq lists its product as uncharacterized. Bases 1 to 1578 code for a protein of 525 amino acids. The record is from RefSeq and is a predicted model, not a curated record. Gene Ontology annotation, molecular function: protein binding. The transcript has 5 exons. NCBI's taxonomy places the organism in Eukaryota, Viridiplantae, Streptophyta, Magnoliopsida, Rosales, Moraceae.